Molecule: messenger RNA, 681 nt
Organism: Pelobates cultripes (western spadefoot toad)
Lineage: Eukaryota; Metazoa; Chordata; Amphibia; Anura; Pelobatidae
Source: the annotation of a GenBank genome assembly
AUGUCUGCCAAAACUACCAGCACGAAUAACAUCGCUCAGGCACGGCGAACUGUUCAGCAACUUAAAGUGGAGGCCUCUAUAGAAAGAAUAAAGGUAAACUGGACUCUUCUAACAGGAGAGGCUGUUGCAGAACUAAAACUGCCAUAUUUAAGUAUCCGCUGUAAUGCAAAGCAUCAUGGGAGUUGUAUUUCUGCAACAUGUCGAUAUCUUCUUCGUGGCCACUCUUGUUUUAUAGCAGGAAUCGCAAAUGCGCACCACCCCCUUCUGAUGAUGGUGAACUAUAAUUAUCAGAAUUCUUUGUAUGGCCAUAAAUCGUGGGCUUUGUAAUUAGUCAACAUCUAGAGGACGAGUGUUUGAGAUGCCUGCUCUAUAGGAGCAGAACUGAUAUAGGUUUUGUAUAUAGUUUUCAAAACGCCUGUUUGUGUGGAUGUGGUUUAAAAGAAGGCUGAUGUACACAACCCAGUCACUUCCUUUAAUAGAUGUAAUGUUGAAGCUUAUCUGUUAUUAAUCAUUUUGUUUAAUCUUCUUUUUUUUCUUUUUUUGAUCUCCUUUUAGGUUUCCAAAGCAUCAGCUGACCUAAUGCGCUACUGCGAUGAACAUGCCAAGAAUGACCCACUGCUUGUGGGAAUCCCUGCUUCAGAAAACCCUUUCAAGGAUAAAAAGCCAUGCAUUAUAUUGUAG